AAUCACCGUUCACCAAAGGCGGUGGGCAGACAAUAACAAUUGAAAGCUCCAGUCAAGCAUCCCCUGUUGCGACGGAGCUUACCUAUCGCACCCAAAAUUCCCUCCACCAGCUACGUCGCGUCAGGCCAUCGUCGACAUUGCAUCGCCCAUUGUCAUCCAGCAAGGCAUCGCGGGAGCAUCGCAUCAUCUGUUCUGUCCUAAGCGAGUCUUGAGUUUGCGUCAUUUGCGCCUUUGCCCAUUUUUGCCUUGUCACUUGGCUGUCAUAACCGUGCCGCCACCUUGAGCCUUUGCAGCUCCCAUAACCAUACCGAUUAUUCAUAACAAGAUGCCGCCAAAAGCAAGAGCCACGGCUUCAAAGGCCGCUUCGUCCAAAAAAUCGACCACUGCGAAGCCCGUCAACCCUCAGACGAAGGCCCCUGCGGCCAAGCCGCUUACCAACGGAAGCACAUCGUCGAGAAAGCGCAAGGCAGAGGAUGAUGCCUCGCCGCAGCCCGAGCUCGCCGCAGCCGCCGCACCCCUGCCGAAAAAGACAAAGACCGAGGCAUCGGCUGUGAAGCCCAAGGCAAAAAAACUUUUUCCUGAAAUCGGAAAGAAGAUUAAUGAUGCGCCAACUCGAGUUCUCGACAUAUACGUUUUUGGAGAAGGGAGCUCUGGUGAGCUCGGCCUGGGCAGCAAGCGCGUAAACAGCAAAAAGCCCAUCGACGUCAAGCGUCCACGACUGAACGACAACCUGUCUUCCGAGUCCGUCGGCGUCGUGCAAAUCUCCUCUGGCGGAAUGCACGCCGCCGCUCUCACUCGCGACAACAAAAUCCUGACCUGGGGCGUCAACGACCAGGGUGCUUUAGGACGAGACACCGCCUGGGAGGGCGGCCUUCGCGACAUGGAAAAGGAGGAAGACUCUGAUGAUGAAGAUGAAGAUGAUACAGGAAUCAACCCGAACGAGAGCACGCCGACCGCCGUCUCCAACGAGCAUUUUGCGCCGGGCACCAAGUUCGUACAGGUUGUUGCGAGUGACAGCGCCACAUUUGUUCUGACAGAGGACGGGCGUGUUUACGGCUGGGGAACUUUCCGAUCGAGCGAUGGUAUUCUCGGUUUCACCGAGAAAAUUUCGGUGCAGCAGACGCCCAUGCUAUUGCCGGCUCUGAAGAACAUCAAGGCUCUCUCGGCUGGCUCAAACCACGUCCUGGCCCUCGAUCACAAGGGCAACGUUGUCGCCUGGGGCUGUGGCCAGCAGAAUCAACUUGGCCGACGUAUCAUUGAGCGCAACAAGCUGUCUUCCUUGGUCCCUCAGGGCAUCGGCCUGCCCCGUGGCAAAACAGUCAAGAUUGCCUGUGGUGCCUACCAUAGCUUCGCCCUUGACAACAACGGCCACGUCUGGGGUUGGGGUCUCAACAACUUUGGCGAGCUCGGACUGCAGGCCAACGCCGGAGAAGACGAUGCGGUUGUCUUGAAGCCUGCCAAAAUUUCAUACCUCGCGGACUACAACAUUGUCGACAUUGAUGGCGGCGUCCACCAUUCGCUCGCAUGCUCAGACAAGGGCGAGCUACUGACUUGGGGUCGUGUUGAUGGAUAUCAAGUUGGCUUCGAGUUUGAUAAGCUCACAAAGGACGACGUUAUCUACGACGAGCGAGACAGUCCUCGUAUCUUGGUCAAGCCGGCUGUUGUUCCAGACGUUGCCAACGUUACAUCUGUCGCUGCUGGCUCAGACAAUAGCUUUGCGGUCACCGGAGACGGCAAGGUCUAUUCUUGGGGCUUCUCCGCCAACUACCAGACCGGUCAGGGCGUAAUCGAUGACAUCAAAACGCCCACCCUGGUUGACAAUACAGCUAUUCGCGGCAAGAAGAUUAUCGGCGCUCACCCUGGUGGACAGUUUUCCAUCCUUGCGGGCGUCGCUGGUACCGCUCAGAAAGUCAAUGGCGUCAAUGGCGCGUAAAACAACAAAUACUCAGCAAGCCUCCGCCCUUGUCUUCAUGGGGUGGUGUGGUCGUGCGACCAGGAAAGACGAGACUGUAACGUCGGCUUGGACUUGGCGGCAAGUUGACCGCCAUGGUGGCCUAACGUGAGGGACCAGGACGUCUCUUGUAAUAUUUAUCCCAGGGAUGGCCAUGUGACAAGGGGUACAAUCACGGGUCACGACGAAAGACUGAAACCGAAACGAUGCAUGCACGGAUGGAUGGGGGGGGGACUUCACGGUGCAACGGCGCAUUUCGAGAUUGUAUUAGCUAGAUGUCUCGUUGAAUAAUCGUGAUAUUCUCUUCUUUU
Molecule: messenger RNA, 2262 nt
Organism: Purpureocillium takamizusanense
Lineage: Eukaryota; Fungi; Ascomycota; Sordariomycetes; Hypocreales; Ophiocordycipitaceae
Exons: 2
Coding region: 326-1933 (535 amino acids)
Cellular component (GO): cytoplasm
Molecular function (GO): guanyl-nucleotide exchange factor activity
Source: RefSeq, a predicted model, not a curated record